Molecule: messenger RNA, 1197 nt
Organism: Homarus americanus (American lobster)
Lineage: Eukaryota; Metazoa; Arthropoda; Malacostraca; Decapoda; Nephropidae
Product: L-proline trans-4-hydroxylase-like
Source: RefSeq, a predicted model, not a curated record
AAUGUGGAUGCACACAAUCACUCAGUGUCCGCUAGACGGCUGAGUAAGGAAGGUCGUUUCUCGUGUCAGGCUCCAGUGAUCUACAUAGGACCACCUAGCAUCACUCAGCACCGGCCAGCAUCACUUGGCACCACCCAGCAAUCUCAGCACCACCUAGCACUAUGGCAGAUUCUGUCUUCACGUACGACGCCUCCACCUGGAGCGUCACGCCGGCCAUGAAGGAAGCCUACAACAAGAAUGGUUACAUCCUCGUCAGGCAGAUGUUGAACAGGAAGGAGAUCGAGAAAGUUAAGGCGGCCCUGGAGAACCCCGACGGAGUGCAGCGGUUCGCCUACACCCGCGAGGACGGCAAGAAGCGAACCAACAAGAUCGUCCUGUGGAACCAUCCCGGCCACGACAUCACCGGGGUGUUGGCCAAGACGCAGAGGGUCGCUGGAACCAUGGAACAGCUGAUGGGAGGAGACGAGGUGUAUCACUACCAUGCUAAACUCAUCAUGAAGGAAGCUAAAACUGGAGGCACCUUCCUCUGGCACCAAGACUAUGGGUACUGGUACAGGAACGGCUGCCUGUACCCCGACAUGGCCUCCGUCUUCAUACCUGUAGACGACACAGACAGAGCCAACGGGUGCCUGCAGGUGCUCAGAGGUUCACACAGGCUCGGCCGCGUCGACCACCUCGAUAUUGCUGAUCAACUUGGUGCUGACCCGGAGCGUGUUGAGCAGGCACAGAAGGUGCUGGAACACAUAUAUGUGGAGAUGAAGGCCAGGGACAUGCUGUUCUUCCACUGUAACCUCCUCCACACCUCCGACCAGAACUCCUCCGACAGGCGCCGCUGGGUCUUCAUCGUCUCCUUCAACAAGAGAUCCAACAACCCUUACAAGGAACACCACCACCCACAGUACACGCCCAUGACCAAGGUGGAAGACUCGGCCUUACUGGAGUGCGACGAGACGAAGAACCAGGAGGGCAAGUGGUUCAUGGUGCCGGGAGGACUAUUCUGUGUGGCGUAACGUACACUAGUCACUCCUGCUACUACUCCACCUACUCCUCCACGUCAACCUACUCCUCCAACCCCCCACCUGUUCCUCAACCUUACUUUACUCCUCCACCCCCAGCUACUGUUCCCUCACCUCCUCCACUAGUAUCUCCACCUACUCCUCCACCUUCACCUACUCCACCUCCUUCACUAGCACCUCC